This is a messenger RNA of Haemonchus placei, 615 nucleotides long. Lineage: Eukaryota; Metazoa; Nematoda; Chromadorea; Rhabditida; Trichostrongylidae. The record is from the annotation of a GenBank genome assembly.
AUGGCGUUCUCACACGAGCCCCUUUCUUGCUUUCAAGGAUUCUGCGAUCUCGACAAAAGUAAAAACUUACCGCAUUCUUUCUAUAUACCAUGGAUAGGACUUCGAGGAUGGAUCGACCUAUCAGGGCAGUUCUGUAGUAAGGCGACCCAAACGGGGUUGAUACUGUCCUCGUUCAGAAGUGCCUUUUUCUGUGGAGUCUGGAAAUGGUCGUACAACAAGAUUAUGAAGCCUUCCGUCUACCUGGCAAUUUGGGUUGACGCCGUUCUUAUCGAGACCGGCGAAUUUCUCAUCUGGGCCACUUUGCCAUCUUACUGCCUAGAUGUCAAACCCAGGCGAGAAGUUUCAAGCAACAUUGAUUCGUAUGGGACUACUCGAACGUACGCGGGAUCUGGGACUGGUCCCGGCAGUUCAGCCGGAAGCAGUCAGCAGUCACCUAUCCUGCUAAUGGGUGAUCCGAUCGGGGAUCAGGGGCUCGGCUCUCUACAAGUCAGCUGUCGUCCACCUGAUCUGAAGAGAUUUCCUGGAACGGCACGCUGCUCACGUUCGAAGAACAGUGGAGCGAAUAGAUGGACGGAAGCCGAGUGUGGGGUCGUGGAAGAGUCACCUCAAUCGUAA